AAGAAAACAUACACAUACGAGCAUAUACGCGCGCGCUUUUAUGCGUCGGCAGUGUGCAAAAGUGUCGUCUAAAGAUUAGUAAAUAAAUAAUAAUAAUAACAAUAAAGAAAAGCCAGAGAAUUGCGAACCAAAACAAAUCAGAAACAAACAAGUGUGCAGACAAGUGUUGACAAAAAGCAUGUCCAGUGCACAAGUGUCGCAACCGCCGCCCACAACGUUGCCCAGCGGUGUGCCGCACCAGCAGCAGCAACAACAACAGCAACAUAUUAGUCACUUGCUAAGCCACAUAGCCGCUGCUCAGCAACAACAGCAACAACAGCAACAACAACAACAGGAACAGCUGGACUAUCAGCACGAUAACAACAGCAAUAAUUCCGAAUUGUCGCCACGCUCGAGUCCCAUCGCCACCGCUGUCGCAGGUGGUGCACGCACUCCCAGUCCCACACAUUCCUCAGCCACCACUGGCUCACCCUUCAGCGCCUACGCCUCCAAUCACAGUCCUACGGUACAGGACGCAGCACACGAAUCACCGCCAAAAAGCACCACAGUGCCCAAUACACCUGUUAUGCCGCUGCUGGUCGCACCCAUACCCGUAGCUGGUGCCCCUCAACGUCUGGCCUGCUACUCACCCACACACAUUGCCGUUUCGCAGUCGGCUCCAGUUUUGCCAGCCCAGCAAGGGGUGGUACCACCGCCACAAGGGGUAGCACCACCGCCUCCACAUGCCCAUCCGCACGCACAUCAGCGCCUCUACGUCGAAGGCUUUCCCCAUCACGUGCCACAUCCCGCUUUGGUCAAUGGAUAUCCCUUGCCACGCCUCCCCUUGGCAGCGGUUAUGUUGCCCGGCAACGCGCCACCUACGUUGCCUCCGGCGCCCAUUUCCAGCUGUUCACCCCCUGUGGCUGCCGGUGCUCAACCACUCAGCAAUACCACACUCGCACCACCUCAGAGUCAGCCCAAGAAAUCCUUCUGUAUCGAUGCCCUGCUGGCCAAGAAUCAGUCGGUCGAGAAACAUCACCAGCCCCCGGUCGAGGAUAUGAUCGUGGAUGAUCGUCUCGCCGCCCUGCAUUAUGCCCGAGAUCAGGCGGAGCUCAACCACGCCUUUGUGGCGGCUUCGAAUGCGGCCGCCGCAGCAGCUGCUGUCGGCAUGAGCGAUCAUGAGGCGUUGCAGCGUAUACGCGAUUCCAGGGAAUACGAUUCGCCCAGUCCCGACGGCAUGUCAAGAUCUGAAUCUCCCAGCUCAUCGCAUCGCUCCAGUCCGCCCAUAAGUCCCGGCUGCGAGGAUCAACAGCCCCAGCAUCCACACCAUCCACAACAUCUGAGCAUGCGGAUGUCCGAUCUGCACGAUGAGUUCAAGAAGCCCGUACCCCCACAUAGUCCGAUUAGGCCACAGGACUUCCCGCUUUAUGCUGGCGGUCAUCCGUAUCAGUUGCUGGCACAGGGUGGUUCAGCAUUUCACAGACCGCUGGAUCCCUCGGGAAAACCCAUACCGGUGAGUAAAAAAAAAUGCACUGUUCUGAAAAUUCCAGCAAGUCUGAUUUCCUCUGCUUCGAAACAGCUGCCCAUGGGCCACAAUUUUAUGCCAUCGCAGCUGCAGUUUGAGUUUCUGGCACGGGCUGGCAUGCUGCAUCAUCGCAUACCCGAACUGGCCGCCUAUCCGCACCAUGCCAUAUUAGGUAAGACCCGUCGUCCCCGCACCGCCUUCACCUCCCAGCAGCUGCUCGAACUGGAGAAACAAUUCAAGCAAAACAAAUAUUUGUCGCGACCCAAGCGCUUCGAGGUGGCCAGCGGGCUGAUGUUGUCCGAAACGCAGGUGAAGAUCUGGUUCCAGAAUCGACGCAUGAAAUGGAAACGCUCCAAGAAGGCACAACAGGAGGCCAAGGAGCGGGCCAAGCAACAACAACAACAACAGCAACAACAGCAAAACUCAAAUGCCUCCAACGUCGCCGCCAACUCAGCCAGUUAGUCGAUUUAGGCGUUUGGAGCCACGAAUAUCUAGUCAUGAACUCUACUGCUUUGUCUUCUUCUUAUUCGAACAACCGUCCCUCUGCCCCCACGCUCCACCACUCCGCCACUCCACCACUCCAGGGCUCAACAAUAUUGGGUCUUCAUUUGAUGAGAUUGCGCAAAAUUAGCCGCGAUUUUGUUUACUUUGGCAAUUAGUUGAAAUUUUCGUUUUGAUUUUUGUCCAGCCUUUGAGCGACGUGUGGGAAAUGUUUUUGCGGGCAACAAGCAACAACAACUCUAGUUACAACAACAACAACAAAAACAACAUGAGCGACAACAACAAAACGCAAUGUGUGAUAUUUGUAAACAAGAAAUAUAAAAUUCAAUGGCAACACAAAAGUAUUUUCCGAAUGUACAUAAAUUUUGAAUUACAUUUAAAAUAAAUGAGAUUAGUUUUUAGUUGUGUGCCAUGUGUGUGUGUGUGUGUGUGCUCAUAUUUGUGAGUGAGUGUGUAUGUGUGUGUGUGUGUGUGUGAGUGUGUGCCGAACGACAUGCAUUUUGCGUAAUUCUUCAUGUAAUUGUGUAAAUAUUUGUAAUUAUGUAACUCGAGCGAUGCAUGUUUGUAGCAAUUUGGCAAUUUGUAGUAAAUUUAAUUGAAUUUAUUUUGGGUAACCAACAAUAAAAUGCGCUGUAAAAAUA
Molecule: messenger RNA, 2646 nt
Organism: Scaptodrosophila lebanonensis
Lineage: Eukaryota; Metazoa; Arthropoda; Insecta; Diptera; Drosophilidae
Gene: exex
Product: homeobox protein GBX-1
Exons: 2
Coding region: 179-1966 (595 amino acids)
Biological process (GO): spinal cord motor neuron cell fate specification; regulation of DNA-templated transcription; neuron projection morphogenesis
Cellular component (GO): nucleus
Molecular function (GO): sequence-specific double-stranded DNA binding; DNA-binding transcription factor activity, RNA polymerase II-specific
Source: RefSeq, a predicted model, not a curated record